This is a messenger RNA of Lates calcarifer (barramundi perch), 2844 nucleotides long. It is a transcript of the gene il12b2, whose product is annotated as interleukin-12 subunit beta. Gene Ontology annotation, molecular function: protein binding. The transcript has 7 exons. The record is from RefSeq and is a predicted model, not a curated record. Lineage: Eukaryota; Metazoa; Chordata; Actinopteri; Centropomidae.
AUGAUGUAUGCUGUACACAAAGAUAUAAAAAUGAAGCUCAGUGGGCAGUAAGAGCACACAAUCAUCAGGAGUACUACGACUGAACUUCUGCUCUUGUUUUUUUAUAGCAUCGCUUCAGUGUAGGUUCAUCCAAAUGAAGACUUUACCUCUGUGGAUAUUUGGACUUCUCCUCAUCAGCCCCACAGGAGCACAUGGACUCAACCACUUUCCAGAAAAUUUUGUUGUGGUAAAGAAGAACGACACAGUCACACUGACCUGCAGUAGUACACAGCUCACUGGAGAUGUCACAUGGAAGUUGGAAAAUGACGAGAUUGAGGUCGACGAUGAUUUCCAGCUGGACGGUCAAAAUCUGAAGGUGUCAGGUGUAGGUACACCCUCGCUAGGAAACUAUAGUUGCUGGAGUGGAGAAGCGAUGUUAUCAUCAACCCAUCUCUUGCUGGAAGCUGAGGCUGAAGAAGAAUUAGAUUCUUUCUUCCAUUGUUGGGCCAAGUCUUACGAUUGCAACUUCAGCUGUGUCUGGAACAACAGUAGAUACACAGCAGUGCGCCUUGGACUGGGCCAUGACAGCAUUGAAGGCGAGAAGUCAUAUGACUGGGUCAGCAGCAACAACCAGCUCCCAAAUGGGGGAUUCCAGUUUGAGCUUUCCCACUCCCUCUCACCCUAUGCUGAGGAAAGCACCAUGCUCAAACUCACUGUUGAGGCCAUGGUCUACCCCUUGAUCCUCAGGAGAACCAAGAGAUUUUAUCUCAGGGACAUUGUCAACCCUGAUAGUCCCCAGAUUGUCAAGUGUCAGGAGGUUGGGGAGGAACUGAAUGUGACCAUUAAUCCACCGUCCAGCUGGUCCACUCCUCACAGUUUCUUCAGGCUGGAGCACCAGAUUCAAUACAAGCUUAAAGACGAUGGCAAGGUUGAAAACUCUUCAUCACUCCUGAUACCAAAGGGGAUCAGCAAGCUGAGGGUUCGCUGCAGAGACUCGGUGGUGCUCUCAACCUGGAGCCAGUGGACUCCUUGGAAAAAUGUAACCCACUGACCUUAUCUGAACCCAGCACUGUCUGCUCCCGCUCUUUCUUUGUUUUUACAUGUCUACAGUUUCCUGUCAUGUCCUCUCAUAUACCGUUUUCUAUGUGUAUGUGCCUGUCUCUGUUUGACCAAGAGAUAACACAGCACUCACUAGAGGCUCAGUAAUAAGUCAAAGGUUUUGUUUUAUAAGAGGAGCAAUACAGUACACCCUUAUUAUUUAUUUUUAUUUAUGACUAUUUAUUAUUUAUGGUAAAUCAUGCAUACAAAAAAUUAAGGAAGUUUCUCUAACUCAACAAAAGCACUACUAUUCCUCAAUUUGGGGCCUGGUAACCACCAGAAGUCCUUGUGAGGGCUAAUGGAGGUCCCCAUGAAAAGUAGACACUAGACACUAGUACUGCACACUCACUGUUACUGCCCAGCUUACAACACAGACAGUUCUAUGAAUCCAUACGAAACUGUAUAUACCAGCAAAAAAUAUCAGAUGGGGUUUUUUGUUCAAAUAGGAGGUGUCCAGUUCAAUUUGCACUUUAGACAGAAUUUCACAUCUCAUGUUUCGUGUCCCUGUUAUUUCUGUGUAAGUGAGUUGGCGUUGCUGUGUACUUUGGUGGUUUGGUGCUGUGCAAAACAAAUGGCUAUUAAAAGAGCUUUGUGCUUCCUUCCUUAUAUAUGUUCCUUCUUCAUUUAUGUGUUGUUGAUGACAUGUUUACACUUAUUGACCAGACUAGUAGAAAUCCCCUGUGAGUGUAACGCAGUGUCAAACCACAUUUACGCAUUUUAUGUAAAUCUUAGCAAAAGAGACAUAAAUAGAAACAAAAUAAAAUACCUUUAGUUACUAAUUGCCUACAAUAUUCCAGUAACAAUUAUAGUAUAUAUUUGUAUGUAAUAUAAUGACAACUAAUUACUGAUAAUUAUUGAUAAGCAAGUUACUCUAUAUUAAAGACUAGAGGCUACUCAUAAUAUUCAUCUGAUUUGAGUUGGCAAUGAAUAAGCAAUAGUAGUUUAGGUAGUAAAACAAUUACAUGUCUGGCAUCUUUUGAAUGGUCCUUGUAAUGUAAGAAGCAGGGCAAAUAAAAAUAAGAAAGGCAACAAGGCUAACAAGGAGAAACUCUCUCUCAGUGGCUGUCAGCUACACUAUAAUGCCAAUAUAUACAUUUUUUAAAAAACAUACUAAUAUUGUCAUUCAUCAGUGUUAAGCUUGUGUCAAUACAGACCCUUUGAGGCACCAACUGUAGGUAGCAAACAGCAAAAUGCAGCAAGGAUUUAUCAUAGCUGAACCUGCUAUACCAGACAGAUUUGUUAUAGACAGAAGCCUGCUGAUGACAUUAUGACAUUAGUUGCUAUGAAAUUCUGCACUGUUUUUUCAUGUAGGUCAUAAAAUUCUUUCAUUAGCAGGCAAAUAUUGUCAUCAAUUACUCAAUGCUAGUGGAAAGGCUGAAGGCUGAUGUUUAGAUUCUCCUAAACUUUGAAAUGUAAAAUCAAUAUAUUUGCUGACAGUUCCACAAAAGGGUAAAACUCUUACCCUGACAGCAUGACCCCACAUAGAGAUACCUUGGCAGAGCUUACUUGGCUUGAAGCUUGAGCAGUAAAUUACUAAUUACUUAUUAAUACUGUUAUGCAGAGAAAUAACAUGCUCCAGUGUGAAAGUAAUAUGAUACUGCAUUUCACUGAAAGUAACUAAACGGUAAGUAUUAAUGGGAACCAUUCUUGAUUUUUCAUAGCCAGAACUUGCAAGGACAAAUUGAAUAUGUAUCAAAGUUUGUAAGACUUGCAUUGCUUAUUCAGUUUUCUUAUCGCCAUUUCAGACCCUAAUCUGUCAUUAACUCA